Messenger RNA from Paramecium octaurelia, 1833 nucleotides. The record is from the annotation of a GenBank genome assembly. NCBI's taxonomy places the organism in Eukaryota, Ciliophora, Oligohymenophorea, Peniculida, Parameciidae.
AUGGAAUUAUGUUAACUGCUACCAAAUUAGUUCAAUAAAAGCUUAAAUCUCUCUUCAAAAUAAAUCAUCCGGAUUGGUAAAUUAGUUCAGAACUCACCAUUUCUAAAUUUAUAGCAUCUUCAUCUUAGUCAUAAUAACAUAUCAAUUUUGGAUGGCAUUGAAUAAUUCAAAUAAUUAAAAAGCCUCUCUCUAUCAAAUAAUCAAAUUGUUGAUAUCAAUGAACUUCAAAAAGUCAAUAAGAAUCUCUAAUACUUAUCAAUCCAUACCAAUCCAUUAACUGUUUAUGAUUCCCAUGAUGUCUGCUACAAUCUGUUCCCAAAGCUUAAGAGACUAGAUGGAAUGACAGUUGACAUCAGAAUAGUCAAAACUCAAAGAAUUCAAGCUGAAAUUGUUUCAAGAUGGCUCAUACCCUGGCUAUAAUUACUCAAUAUCUAGAUGUUAAACAUAUAAAAAGUCUUAUCCUUAAGAAGUGCAACUAAAGAGAUUGAUCAACAGUCACAAUUCAGGGUUGUUUCUAAUGAUCUCUUGUUACAAAUUGAUUGGCAAUUCAUUGAUAGAAUGUUGCCAUUCCUCAGUUCACCCUCUCUCUAGAACCUGUCCAAAUUACUUCAAUCAAUAUCAUAUGGUUAAGAACUUGAUUAAGCACAGACCAAAGAAAUGAAGAAGAUACACCAUGAAACAUUUCAAGAUGUCAUCAAAUUGCAAUCUUCCAAUCAUUAUGCUGCAUUUAUUGAUUACUUAAUAAGAUUAAAUGACGGAGAUAAAACCAAUUAUUAUAAAGUAUUCCUCAAAAUCCAAAAACCUCAAUUGCAUAUCUCCUCUGAUCUAUACCCUAAGGAUGAUGAUCUCAUACCUCAAGAAGAACCUCAGAAAAUAGCAUAGACAGUUCCCACAUUUCUCAAAGAUAAAAUCAAAUGUUAAGAAGUCAUUUCAAAUACAUUCAGAAAACAAAGGACAAUUCCCAAUUAUGAAAAAGAGUUGUUUUUCCAAUACUUUCCAGUCUUUCCUUUUCGUCAAGAAUACGUAUAAUCCAUCUUAUAGAUUGCCACAAUAAAGUUAACUGAGCUCAAAAAUUUAGUAUCCUAAGUUGCCUAUCUAAAAUAAAAUGCUAUUCAAAGUGUUCCUUAGAGUGUUCGUACCCUCAGGAGGAAAUAGAAACCAAUUUUAAAAGUAUCCUCUGAAGAACCUGCCCCUUAGAAAUUACUAUUAAAACCAUCAAAGCUAGAAAUAUCUCCCAGAGAAGAAUUGGUUUUAAAUAUAGAAGAAGAAGAGAAAACAGUUGCUAAGAGUUAUUCAGAUGUUAAAGGCGAGAUAUUAAGAUAAAAAAAAGCCUAAUCUCUGGCAUCAACAUUAAACAAAGUAUUUUAAAAAAGAAUCAAAAGGUAUUUCCGCAGGAUUAACAAUGUAGAAUAAGAGAAUACUAGAUUCCUAGAUUAUCCUUAAGUUGUCUAUUUAUCAAGUUUAUUUUAUGCUAUGAAAAGAGUCCUAGAAUAAAAUAGACAAAAAAGACAGAGACAAUAGAAAAGGAAAUUAAAAAGUCUUGCAUUUCAGGGUCUUAAACUAUAUAAAUACAUCAAAUUGAGGGAAUCUAAAUAGGUUAACAAAGGAUAUCAAAUUCUUUAAAAAGUAUAUUUCAAAAAAUUGAUCGAUGGAAUCAGGUGUAUGAAACAUUUACUUUAACCUUCCUUAGAAACAGUGAAAAUUUAAACAUUUAAAUUAGUCUUAAGAUAGGCUCCUUUCUAAAAGAAUGACAGGACCAUUAAGUUAAAAAAUUAUAAUGAUGAAAAUAAUGAAAAUCAUAAGAUAUGCAGUGUCUGCACCUAUUAGUUCUGA